This is a messenger RNA of Hyposmocoma kahamanoa, 1478 nucleotides long. It is a transcript of the gene Cyp366a1, whose product is annotated as cytochrome P450 4V2-like. The record is from RefSeq and is a predicted model, not a curated record. Gene Ontology annotation, molecular function: monooxygenase activity; iron ion binding; heme binding. Lineage: Eukaryota; Metazoa; Arthropoda; Insecta; Lepidoptera; Cosmopterigidae. The coding region runs from base 6 to 1478 and encodes 490 amino acids. The transcript is spliced from 10 exons.
UGGCGAUGCUAUGCGCGUGCGCACUGGUGUGGCUCCAGGGCCGCCGCACGCGCAAGAUGCUCGGUCACUUGCCGCAAUACCCGACGCUACCGUUCAUCGGCAACGCGCACCAGAUCCUUGGGGAUGGCGGUCAUUUCUUCCAAAUGUUGAUCGACAUUACAAAUAUAAUGGAAGAGACAGACAAACCCUUUUUAGUAUGGGUUGGCCCUCAACCCGUUCUCGUAUUAAAAGAUCUCGAUGAUAUAAAAGCAGUAAAUACAGCGUAUAUAGACAAGCCGUAUUAUUACAAAUUCGGUCAACCUUGGGUUGGAUAUGGCCUCGUGACUGCACCUAGUUCAAUAUGGAAGAAAAAUAUUAAAAAACUAGCAGGCACAUUCACAAGCAACAUUGUCGAAGGUUAUCAAGACUUGUUCAAUGCGCAGGCGGCCAGACUGGUCGAGAAACUUAAAACGGAAGGUGGCGAGCCCUUCGAUGUAUUGGACAAAUAUUUGGCAUACACUACACUGGAGUCUAUCUGUCAAACGGCGCUGGGCGUGCCUGUUACAGAAGGUGGUAUCGUAACAGCUAGAUACUAUCACGCCUUCAAUAGAACGCUAGAAUCGUUGGUGAAACGUCUCAAGAACAUAUUUUACCACAUAGACUUCUUGUACCGGUUCUCUACCUCGCAUAAGGAAAUGCAGUCUUCCAUUGCUAUUCUGCAUAAUGUUGCUAAUGCGAUAAUAAAAACACGUAAGAAAGAACGCGAAGAAUUAAGAAAGAAUGUCGAUUUACGUAAAGAAACUUCAGACAACGGCAGAACGAAAUUCAAAACGUUCCUUGACAUUUUACUUGACACGAAUGAGGUGGAUCAUACAUUAACUGAGAAGCAGAUCAUGGAUGAGGUGAACACGAUCAUUCUGGGUGGUCAAGAAACGGCAGCACUCACUAGUUCUAUGGCUUUACUCAUCAUUGGCUCGAAUCCUGGCAUUCAGGAGAAACUGUUUGCUGAACUAAAAGCAAUAUUUGGCGACAGUAAACGUCCAAUGGAGAAAGACGAUCUUCAACGUAUGGAUUACCUAGACGCUGUUAUCUGUGAGACCUUGAGACUAUAUCCUCCUAUACCAGCCGUUGCGAGGGAUGCAGAUAAGGACUUACAGAUCAAAUCAUGCACAAUCCCAAAGGGUGUAAGCUGUAUUGCGAACAUCUGGGCAGCAGGAAGAUCCAAGAAGCAGUGGGGCUCAGACGCCGAUCAAUUCAGACCUGAACGCUGGCUGUCGAAUGGAUUGUCCACAUCAAAUGCUGCGGGCUUACUUGCUUUUAGUUACGGAAAGAGGUCGUGUAUUGGAAGAAGAUACGCCAUGUCAUUAUUGAAGACAUUGCUAGCGUAUAUCAUAAGGGAGUUCGUGGUUGAGUCGGAAGUGGAGAAAGUACAGUUCAAGAUUGACGUUACCCUGAAGCCCUGCGGCGGGAAUCAUAUUAGAGUUAGACAACGAGAUUAG